GAUGUAUUAGCGACUGGGCGAGUCUCGCUCUGACAAUUCAAACUACAAGAACAGUUCAACUUAAUGAAAGACUUGGACACCGUUGGUUUUGACGGACACAGAUUCACCGCACGAGCAUUGCGCUCACCUGCUCUGUGGCUUUUUUAGUGAUUUAUGACUGCACGUUCCAAGUGUAUUUAUGGUAAUACGCGUUACUUGAUUGGGUUCAGUUUGGGCUACUUCUGCAAAGGGGUGUCGGGUGUUUUACUCUGUUCUCGGAGUUAGUGCAUGCGUAAUUACUCGUCUGCACCCCGCUGAUUACCUCUCACAUUUGACUCUUAACAAUGGUCGCUGAAGGUCACGUUUUAGUGCGACGCACUUAUUUAAGUAAUAUGCAUCUGUUCUUUUGCAACCGUGACUUGAUUUACAGAUAACUUUUACAUCUGAAGUAAUUAAACCGAGACAGCAGGGGAUGUUAUUCACUCAUGUGUUUUGACCAGCAGAGUCGUUUUAGUCCACUUUAUAGGAAAGACAAACCGGACUAUGACUUGGUCAAAACUUUGCUCUGCGCUCCUGCGGAUGAUCCAGUGAAAAGUGUCAAAUCCUACCGGAUAGUUUAAUCGUGCCAAGCUGAGGAUGUUAGAAAGUCCGUCAAAGAACGGCGGCAUCAGAAUGCUCGUGCCCCCGGCUUCGAACGACGACAGGCGGGUAGAGUUUGUGGCUCUCGCCGCUGUUCACACGGAGAGAAGCGAACCGUCCAGCCCGGAGCGCGGACACGCGUCUCACCGCACGGGUCUGCUGGGCACCCCGCUGCCCGGGCGGCCUGGAUUCCGGGCCAACACCCCUCCUUCAAACAAACGCUUCAGAAAGUUUCAAAACUGCAUGUACAACGUGCUGGAAAGACCAAGAGGAUGGGCUUUCAUCUACCAUGCGUUCAUUUUUCUGCUGGUGUUCAGCUGCUUGGUGUUGUCUGUGUUCUCCACCAUCCCCGACCACCAGAAGUUUGCCAACCAAGGCCUCUUCAUCCUGGAGUUUGUGAUGAUCGUGGUGUUUGGGUUGGAGUACUUCAUCAGGGUCUGGGCAGCUGGCUGUUGCUGCAGAUACCGUGGAUGGAAGGGACGGCUGAGAUUUGCCAGGAAGCCCUUCUGUGUCAUAGACUUCAUAGUAUUUGUGGCAUCGUUGGCAGUGAUAGCAGCUGGGACGCAGGGCAACAUCUUCGCCACGUCAGCGCUGCGCAGCAUGCGCUUCCUGCAGAUCUUGCGUAUGGUUCGUAUGGACCGUCGGGGAGGCACCUGGAAACUACUGGGCUCAGUGGUUUACGCUCACAGCAAGGAGUUGAUUACCGCCUGGUACAUAGGUUUCCUGGUCCUGAUCUUUGCCUCCUUUCUGGUGUACCUGGCAGAGAAAGACAUCAACUCAGACUUCAGCACCUAUGCAGACUCCCUCUGGUGGGGGACUAUUACUCUAACAACCAUUGGCUACGGUGACAAGACCCCUCGUACUUGGCAAGGACGGCUCCUAGCUGCUGGCUUCGCUCUUUUGGGAGUGUCCUUCUUUGCCCUGCCUGCUGGAAUUCUGGGGUCAGGCUUCGCUUUGAAGGUUCAAGAGCAGCAUCGACAGAAGCACUUUGAGAAGAGGAGGAUGCCUGCUGCCAACCUGAUACAGGCUGCAUGGCGUCUCUACUCUACAGAUGCCAAACACUCCUAUCUGACAGCUACAUGGUACUUCUAUGACAGCAUGUUGCCUUCGUUCAGAGAACUGACGCUACUGUUCAGUCACCUCCAGCGACAGGGUAACACCAAGAAGGUCCUCCACAACUCCUACCACACGCUGCUGUCUGGGCUGCGGCCCUACAGCCUCCCCUACCUGUCAGGGGACAGUAAAAUGGGCUUUCGGGAUCGGAUCAGGAUGAACAAUUCCCGAUCAUCCCAAACCAUGAGGAGCAAGGCGUCACCGCUGCCCCCGGGCUCCAGUGUCCGCAGCUCUCCCAGCCAGGAGAACGUCCCCGAGGCCACCAGCCCCGGGAAGGUCCAGAAGAGCUGGAGCUUUAAUGACCGCACGCGCUUUCGCACCUCCCUUCGCCUCAAACCACGUCCACCUGUUGAUGAGGGGAUUGGGGAGGACAGUGUAGAAGACAAACCAUAUUGUGAUGUGUCCAUGGAGGAGGUAAUCCCAGCAGUGAAGACGCUCAUACGGGCUGUCAGGAUCUUAAAGUUCCUUGUGGCCAAGAGGAAGUUUAAGGAGACGCUGCGUCCGUAUGAUGUGAAGGACGUCAUAGAGCAGUACUCAGCUGGACACCUGGAUAUGCUGGGCCGUAUCAAGAGCCUGCAGAUGCGGGUGGAUCAGAUAAUUGGGCGAGGAGCCGUUCAGACCGAUAAGAAAGCGCGCUCUGAAAAGGGAGAGAAAACGCCGCCAGAACUGGACCCACUGGAUGAGCUGAGCAUGAUGGGACGUGUUGUCAAGGUGGAGAAACAGGUACAGUCUAUAGAGAACAAGUUGGACCUCCUGCUCAGCUUCUACUCCCAGUGCCUGAAGAAAGGCUCGUCCCACUUCACCCUGUCCUCCCUCCUGGACCCCGACCUGACGUCUGACUACCACAGCCCCACGGACCAAAGAGACCUCUUCCCCUCCGCCAACACUCUCAACAUCUCUGAGAGCAGCAACUUGGAAUGACAGUGAGCCGAGCAGUCUCCCAGGGCUGUUCGAACAAAGACACGAAACCCUUUACAGUACGUCUUCCUGCGUCUGAGUCCUCACUUGGAGCAGCCGGGCAUUAAUGUCAUCAAUCAUUUCAUAUCUGUCCGGGACAAUUUUUACCCUUCCAUCUCAAAUCGGCACCCUCUACUCUUUUCCCCCGAAGUGGAUGUGUUUCCAGAGCUGAUACAAACAGAGGCCACCAGAAGGCUCCACCUGACAAGGAGCCUCAGCCAAAGCUGCUCACCGCACACACACCUCUCAACCCACUAGAUGAGGAGGAAGAUGAAGAGAGGGCACAUGACUUGACUACUGAACCACUUGCACCCAUUCAGCUCAUGCUAUAUGUCUAUGCCUCCUUUAAAGGGUCAACUGUAGAUAAUCAGACUUUAGGCUUUGAAGUUUUGUAAAUCUUUGGAGAAAUCU
This is a messenger RNA of Anarrhichthys ocellatus (wolf-eel), 3099 nucleotides long. RefSeq names its product potassium voltage-gated channel subfamily Q member 4 (gene kcnq4). The coding region runs from base 616 to 2652 and encodes 678 amino acids. The record is from RefSeq and is a predicted model, not a curated record. The transcript has 14 exons. Gene Ontology annotation, cellular component: membrane; voltage-gated potassium channel complex. Gene Ontology annotation, biological process: potassium ion transmembrane transport. Gene Ontology annotation, molecular function: voltage-gated potassium channel activity. Lineage: Eukaryota; Metazoa; Chordata; Actinopteri; Perciformes; Anarhichadidae.